CCCAUAACUGCAGCUUGGUUGGUGUAGCUGACAUUGCAAGCCUGCUUGGUGUAGCUCUCGCUGCUUGCUGGGUGUAGUGCAGGUGUAGCUCGACUGCAUACGGCUUUCGCCGUGUAUCUCUCUCUAUUUUCACCUUUUCUGCCUUCUGAAAUCAGCAACUACACUGGCUACCACUGUAGCUAUUCCAGAUCUGGGAAAGAAGAAACGUGCGCGACACACAUCUUGAUCCCGAGAGUGCAAUGGCGGACCCGUUCGCUAAUGCUGUGUACCGCGCGUACCGCGACGGGAUUUCAAACCUCGCAUCGAACUUGCACGCGCAGACAACGGAGCCCGAGCCGGCGAAUGCGGGAGCGUCGGCGCACGAGCAAUUCUACUCUGGAUCGGCACAAUACUCGGCGCAAAAUCUUGAGGCGACUUUCGGGGGAGCAUCGCUGCACGCUGCGUUAACUCAGCAGUUGAUUCAGGAGGCAGCGGCGCGUCAGUCAGCAUUCACUCAGCAAUUAACCCAAGGGGGAGGGGUGCAUCACUCAGUCUUACCCCACGAGGCGAUUCAUGGUGGAGCGGCUCAGCUCCCAACGUUCGCUCAGCAGUUAGCCCAUGGGGGAGGGGGCGCAUCGCAGCACGAGCAGGAGCCGUUGGCAGCGGGAGAUGCGGCACACGGAGAGGCGCCGCUGGAAGGAACUGAGCCGGAAGGAGGUGAAGAUGAAGUUGAUGCAGCUACAAACGAAUCAGCUCCUAACGAAGCAGGGCAAGGGACUUCACCAGGUCAAGCGGCUAACAAUUCGACUGCCGCCGCUGCUCAGGACAAUCAAGCAGCUCAAAACGAAGCUGCUCCAAACGAAGCUACUCAAAACGAGGUCACAGUUAAAGUCGAAGAAGGCGCUGGUACGGAAUCAGCGACUGGCGAAGGAGAUCGUUCCGGCGCGCUGGUUUCAAACCCUUCGUCCGCCAGUGGCGUCUUCUCCAUGCUCCUAGACAUGCAGCACCAGCAGCAGCCGCUCCAGUCCCCCCUCACCCCGGUCCCCGCCGCUGCCCCUCUCGCUCCCCUUCGUCCUGGCGAUUCCUCCUCCCCUGGUGCUGCGGUUGUGCCGUCCCCGUUUGGUCAGGCGGCGUUGCAGGGGCAGACGCGCCCGGCGAAUAAGUACGACGCGCAGAAGCAGCGCGAUUGGAACAACUUCAGCCAGUAUUUGGCCCGGCACCAGCCGCCAGUCGCAAUGAUUCGUGCUACACCGCGCCACGUGGUGGAGUAUAUGCGAUAUAUGGAUCAGUUUGGGCGGACACGCGUACACGAUUUAGGGUGUCCCCUUUAUGGGUCUAGCUCGGUAAGGGAGUCGUGUUCCUGCCCCAUGAAGCAGGCGUGGGGGAGUCUGGACGCUCUGAUUGGCCGGCUGCGUGCGGCUUUUGAGGAGAAUGGAGGGAGGCCGGAGACCAAUCCGUUUGCGACGCGGAUGGUGAGGGAGUAUUUGAAUGGAGUGAGGGUUUCACAGGGGAAGGCGAGGGGGGUGAUCUAUGAUAAGAGGAAGAGAGUGGUGGAGGAGGGGGGGGUGUAUGACAGGAGGCGCAGGAGAAGGGUAGAGGAGGAGGAGGAAUGGGAGGAGGGUGCCAACUGGGGCGACUAUGGGGCGGUUCAACCCUGAUAGUGUCACAAAGCAGCUUCCCUCCUGUGUGGGGUUACCGUGUUCUCUUACUGUUUAGCUUGGUUCCCUUAAUAUUUCCUCUCUUUGUUUUCUUUCCUUAUGGAUGAUGGGUUGUCCGAGUGCCACCCCUUUUUUUUCGGCCAAGGGUCCCAUAAUCCACUUACGUUGUCCUUUCAAUGUGAAUCUGUAAUUCAUUCGAUACAGUAAAA
Molecule: messenger RNA, 1846 nt
Organism: Closterium sp. NIES-67
Lineage: Eukaryota; Viridiplantae; Streptophyta; Zygnematophyceae; Desmidiales; Closteriaceae
Source: the annotation of a GenBank genome assembly